UGCGCGCGCGGAGCAUGCAGAGCUAGAGCUCGGUUUUGAGUCUGCCCGCGCGGUCCCCAGGGCGGGGGCCGGGGGCGGCCUGAGCUGCCAGGGGUCGCGUGCUCCCGGGGCUCAGAGCUGCAGAUCUCGGAUGUACCGCGCGCCACAGGUGCCCAAGCGUCCCCGCAAAGGAGUCCAGGCCUGGGGGGAGGGGGCGCUGUGGGUUGCCGCCGACGUCAGCCAGCCAAGAUGCUCAGAUUUAUAGGUGGGACUUACACUUGUGACUUAAUCUUUUGAAGCCUCAGUUUUGUCAUCUGUAGAAUGGACAUAAUGGAAGCUACCUCACAGGACUGCUGAGAAGAUUAAAUGAGACAAUGCUUGUAGAGCUCUUUGCAGGAGGGAGACCUGGAGGCAGGGACUGGCAGGCAGAGCACACCUGCUGUCACCCAGGACCAUGAGCAGCGUGAAGACCCCGGUGGAGCUGGCCGUCAGUGGGAUGCAGACCCUCCACGUUCAGCACCGCUGCCGGGGCAGCUGCCGGGUCAAGGUUAGGCCAUCAUACGUGGAUGAGACUUUGUUUGGCAGUCCUGCAGGCACCCAGCCCACACCACCAGUCUUUGACCCACCGUGGGUGGGGAAGGCCAACAGAACCAGAGGAGUGGGUACAGGGGCGUCACAGGCCUCAGGGGCCAACGGGAGCUGUGAGACUACCUCCUCCAGGGACAAGACCCUGACCCUCGCACCAAGGAAGAAGAGCAAAUACAGACUGAUUGGCCACACUCCUUCUUACUGCGAUGAGUCGCUCUUUGGCUCCCGACCUGAGGGCGCCGGCUGGGAGGCCCCGUGGAUGGCGAAGGGGGAUGCUGCAAAGCUCCAUGCCCUCUUCUGGACACCCCCAGCUACCCCUAGGGGCAGCCACUCACCCCGCCCCAGGGAGACUCCAGUGCGAGCCAUUCACCCAGCUGGUCCCUUGAAGACAGAGCGCAGGGUGGUGGCAGACUCCCGGAGGUUGUCCGUGGAUGGGUUAGACUCUCCACGCCCUCCGAGGCGGGAGCGUUCUUAUUCCCUCACCCACCUUAAUGUCCCCAGCACAAGUCACCCACCCACCAGUACCCCCUGCACAAAUGGGCCUCGAGAUCCCAGACCUUCGCCGUCAGGAGUGACCUUCCGGAGCCCCCUGGUGACUCCCAGGGCUCAUUCAGUCAGUGUUUCAGUGCCAGUUACCCCCCGACAAGGCGGAGCCACCCAGAAACCAAAGCCGCCUUGGAAAUGAAUUUCUUGGUCCUUUCUGCAGGUUUGCCCAUGGGGUCACAGCAAAGGGCAGAGUUUCAGAGGAUGGCACUGGUGGGCAGGCCUUUGGGGAGACCACCAGGCAUUGGCAAAGCACUCCUGGGGGCAGACAGAGCGAGGGCGGGCAGUGCCGCCCUUUCUUCUGACAACCUCUGGUUGCUCCCUGCUUUUGCCACUGAUGUGGAUAUGAGGGCUGCCUCUUGAGAUCCCUGUUGCAAGUUCUGUCAUAGCCACACAACAUAUCAGUGCCAACCCAGGGGUGUCCCCCGGGAGGGUCCCCCCACCCCUCCAUCACACCCACAACAUUGUCUCGCCAUCAAGUGUGAAUAAAUGGUAUGAUGGCCAACCCGGAGGGUUCCUUCUCCCUCCCUUCAAGCCAAGCUCCUGCUCAGGAUGAGUUUCCAGCUGAGUCUGGAUGCCUCAGGAAUUUUCCCAGGCACAGUAUGUGGACCAGCAGGGAACACAAGGUGAUAUGUGGGUGGACAUUUAAAAUUUUAAUAGUCAUGUAUUUAUUUUCAUGUAUUAAAUAUAUCAGUAGCUCAUCGAA
Molecule: messenger RNA, 1816 nt
Organism: Physeter macrocephalus (sperm whale)
Lineage: Eukaryota; Metazoa; Chordata; Mammalia; Artiodactyla; Physeteridae
Gene: RITA1
Product: RBPJ interacting and tubulin associated 1
Exons: 4
Coding region: 434-1252 (272 amino acids)
Biological process (GO): nuclear export; Notch signaling pathway
Molecular function (GO): tubulin binding
Source: RefSeq, a predicted model, not a curated record